Molecule: messenger RNA, 4983 nt
Organism: Scophthalmus maximus (turbot)
Lineage: Eukaryota; Metazoa; Chordata; Actinopteri; Pleuronectiformes; Scophthalmidae
Gene: col28a2a
Product: collagen, type XXVIII, alpha 2a
Exons: 38
Coding region: 554-4315 (1253 amino acids)
Molecular function (GO): serine-type endopeptidase inhibitor activity
Source: RefSeq, a predicted model, not a curated record
UUGUCGGCCCACGUUUUACAAAACUAAAAUUCAUUCACUGGAAGAGCUGCAUGUUUCGCACUGAUCGCCUUUAAAGAGUUAAUCCCAGGUUUAAAAGCCCCACGGUGCCCAGCAUGGUUUUAGAUGGCUGAGGGCGAAGCCACUCAGACCUGCUGGGCCUAAGGACUGAUCUGAGCAUGCGCGGCCCACCCUGGUUUUUAUCCCCUCCCCCACCACCGGGGGGCAGCACCGACCCGCCGACAGCUUUACCUGACCUUACCCGAGUCAUGACACAUUUCACAUUGUCAUGAAUAUGUUUUAUGAUGAGACUUCAUGUGAAGACUGAGACGAUGAAAGGGCGGCAUAUAAGAGUGGGGACAUUCAAGAAGUGUAAAGUAUACAUAACCAAGAAGAAGAAGAAAAAACGAAUGACUGCGGAGUCAAUCAGCUAACUGGAGUCCACUGUGCAUUCCACUCCUCUGCUGACCCUGUUACCUUUUUUCAAGUCUACAUUUUGGGCUGCAUUCAAACUGAGGUACUGCAUUGCCAAGGGAGACUGGAAUUUGGGGCAAAGAUGUUCCCCUACUUUACAUCGGUGCUGCUGGUCACAGCACUGACCAGAGUCUGGGCCCAAGACUUUUAUGAGGAGAGGAAAGCUAUAAAGAAAUCCAGGACCAAGCCUCUGGCUGCAAAUAUCCAUGACGGACAAGCCAUCCUAGAUGAGGACUGUAGCUUGGAGCUCUCCUUCCUGUUGGACAGCUCUGAGAGCGCUAAAGACAAUCAUGAGCAGGAAAAGCAGUUUGCCAUGAACGUGGUGGAGAGACUGCAAGGGGUUCGGCUGCAAACCGGCCGCAGCUUGGGCUUGAGGGUGGCUCUGCUGCAGUACAGCAGUCAUGUGAUCACAGAGCAAACCUUCAGAGACUGGAGGGGCACCGAGAACUUCAAGACACAGAUAGCUCCCAUCGUCUACAUCGGGCACGGCACCUACACCACCUACGCCAUCACCAACAUGACCAAGAUCUACCUGGAGGAAUCCAGUCCUGGCAGCAUCAAAGUGGUUGUGCUGCUCACAGAUGGCAUUUCACACCCAAGGAACCCUGAUAUCUUCUCCGCUGUCGCUGACGCAAAGAACCAGGGCGUCAAGUUCUUUACUUUGGGCAUCACCUGGGCAGCCAGCGAACCCACCAAUGUAGCUCAGCUGCGUCUGCUUGCCAGCUCUCCUGCCUCCCGCUUCCUCCAUAAUUUACAGGACCAAGAUAUAGUCGAGAAGAUCGUCACGGAGAUUAGUGGCUUGGCUGAUGAAGGAUGCCCUCUGGGUCAGAGAUGUGCUUGUGAGAAAGGGGAGAGGGGACCCAGUGGGCCUGCGGGGAAGAAAGGUCGCUCCGGAGAUGACGGAGCCCCCGGGCCUAAAGGGCUAAAGGGUGAGGCAGGAUUAAGUGGACUACCCGGACGAGAGGGUGCUGAGGGGAAACUGGGUCUCAAAGGAGAUAAGGGUGAGAGGGGUGAGUGUGGCACUCCAGGAAUCAAAGGAGACAGGGGUCUUGAGGGUGCAGUUGGUGAAAGAGGACUUAGAGGUCUGCAGGGGUUACCAGGACCACUUGGAGACUUUGGACCAGAGGGUCCUCAGGGAAAGAAGGGUGAACGUGGCCCAUCUGGCCCUCCCGGGAUUCAAGGGGAAACUGGUAUUGGACUCCCUGGACCAAAAGGUGACCUGGGGUUCCAGGGCAGACCAGGUCCUCCUGGUCCUCAUGGAGUGGGUGAACCCGGACUUCCUGGACCUCAGGGACCACAAGGUGUUCAAGGGGACAAAGGACCCCUAGGUGAAGGCUUCCCUGGACCAAAGGGUGAUCGGGGGCUCCCGGGACCGAGGGGACCAAGGGGACAGCAGGGUGCAGGAAUCAAAGGAGAAAGGGGUGAAUUGGGGCCUCCAGGCCUUUCAGGCCCAACUGGAGUAACAGGAGUGGGCAUACAGGGAGAAAAGGGGGUUGAGGGCCCAAGAGGUCCACCAGGAGUCAGAGGGCAUCCAGGAGAAGGUUUACCUGGACCCAAGGGAGACCAAGGUUUACCAGGAGAGCAGGGAGCUCCAGGAGAGAGAGGCAUUGGUGAGCCCGGUUCAAAGGGAGAGCCUGGAGCAGCUGGUUUGGGUGGGCUGCCUGGUCUUCCUGGAGAGGAUGGCGCUCCAGGGCAGAAGGGCGAGCCUGGUUUACCUGGUUUAAGAGGGUCUGAGGGAGCACAAGGAAUUGGCAUUCAAGGGGAGAAAGGCGACCAGGGUAUGAGGGGCAUCCGUGGAUUACAUGGGCCUCCAGGGAUAUCAGGACCCUCAGGACCAAAGGGAGAACGUGGGAUACCAGGCCAUCAGGGAAUGCCAGGGCAGCCAGGACGGUCUAUAUCAGGUCCAAAGGGUGAUGCAGGUCCCUCUGGGCCCACUGGUCAUGUUGGGGAAACAGGCCUUGGACUACCUGGUCCAAAGGGUGAUCGUGGUCAUCCAGGUUCACCGGGUCCACAUGGUCCAAAGGGCGAAGGACUUCCUGGCCCUGUGGGCCCUCCAGGCCUACCAGGCUUACCAGGAGAACCAGGCCCAGAGGGAAUUGGAAUUCCUGGUCCCAAGGGUGACGUUGGCUUUAGAGGAUUGCCAGGUUUGCCCGGCCCAGCCGGAGAAGGCUUGCAAGGACCACAAGGUAAUAUUGGGAGACCAGGGUCCCCUGGUCCAACUGGACCUUCAGGAGAAGGUAUUCAAGGCCCAAAGGGAGAGCCUGGAUCUCAAGGUAUGACCGGGCCUAGAGGGCCUCAAGGAGACGGCUUUCCUGGCCUUAAGGGUGAUCGUGGAUUACUCGGUGAGAGGGGAAUGAAAGGUACAAAAGGAGAUAUGGGAGAUCCUGGAGUCACUGGUGAAGCAGGAAAGUUCGGAGCAAAAGGAGAACCAGGCCUCACAAGAGAAGACAUUAUUAAGCUGAUCAAAGAAAUCUGUGGAUGUGGCAUCAAGUGCAAGGAAAGGCCGAUGGAACUUGUGUUUGUCAUUGACAGCUCAGAAAGUGUCGGCCCUGAGAACUUUGAAAUCAUCAAAGACUUUGUCACACGACUGGUGGAUCGGACCACUGUUGGUCGAAACGCCACCAGAAUCGGACUGGUCCUCUACAGUCUGGACGUCCAUUUGGAGUUCAACUUGGUUCGCUACACGAGCAAACAGGAUGUCAAGCAGGCAAUCAGAAAAAUGCCUUACAUGGGCGAGGGCACCUACACUGGCACCGCCAUCAGAAAGGCGACUCAGGAGGCUUUCUUCAGCGCUCGGUCUGGAGUCAGAAAAGUAGCCAUUGUCAUCACUGAUGGUCAGACGGACAAGCGAGAGCCUGUCAAGCUUGAUAUAGCUGUGAGGGAGGCUCAUGCUGCCAACGUCGAGAUGUACGCCCUGGGGAUAGUCAAUUCGUCUGAUCCUACGCAGGCUGAGUUCCUGCGAGAACUCAACCUCAUUGCCUCUGACCCCGACAGUGAACACAUGUACCUUAUUGAUGACUUCAACACUCUACCAGCACUGGAGUCCCAGCUUGUCAGUCAGUUCUGUGAAGAUGAAAACGGCGCGAUUCUUUACAAUCGCAUCACAAAUGGACACUGGAACGGCAACAAUGGGCAUGGGCAUGGCAUUAAUGGAAACAAUGGACAAGGGCAUGGCAUUACCGGAAACAAUGGACAUGUGCAUGGCAUUAAUGGAAACAACGGACAUGGUGCUAAUACCAAUGGAUAUAAUGACCAUGGAAAUAAUGGUUAUGCUUAUGGAAACAAUGGGAAUAGUUACAACCACCAAGAGGAGAAUCAAAAUCAGAGACGCACCACCAGCCGAGGCCGUGGAGACACUUUCACACUGCCCAUCAGUGCUGAUCCUCUCCCUGUUCAGGUGGUGGAAGAUGACGAUGGUGAAGAUUUGGACAUCAGAGCCCAAGUGCUGGGGGGUAGCGCUGUGGCUGUAGUUAACAAAACAACAUUGUUAUCAUCUGUGAGAGAAAGCUCUGUCUCCAAUGAGGCAGUUGUGUCCUCAUCUUCGUCCUCAUCUUCAUCCUCAUCAACAAUAUCUUCAUCAACACUGGGUUCAGUUUCAUCCUUAAACUCUAAUCACUUGCAGCCAGUGUUGACUCCAGUCCUGCCUGAAGCGUCGGCUAUUCUUGAUCCCCGCUGUAGCCUCAGCCUGGACCAAGGUACCUGCCGAGACUAUAGCAUCCGCUGGUACUACGACAAGCAGGCCAACGCCUGUGCACAGUUUUGGUAUGGAGGCUGUGGCGGAAAUGACAACCGCUAUGACACAGAGGAUGAAUGCAAGAAGAUGUGUGUCCUCACAGCUGGAUAAAAGAAGAAGAAGAAGGUGAAAUAAAGAGGACUUUUCUAUUCUACAUUCAGCUCAUUUUUUAUUUCAACAUGAUGCCUUCUGUCACUUUUCUAACACUUAUCGCGCAAAUGCAUUUUUUGGUCAAAUAGCAAAGUGAAUAGUCAGUGACAAAUUGAAUCAAAUGCUGCAACAGCGCCCCCAUGUUGCCGUUUUUAACCCACUGACUGAGUGACUUAUUACCGUCUACAAAAGGUGACUAUUACCUCAAAGAAAAUGUACUGUGCUUGGUAUGGGAGAAAAAGAAAUCAUUAAUUCUGGCUGUACUGGAUUGACAGUGACAACUUUGCCAAAGUAUAGAUCAUAUACCUCUUUGGCAGAAAUGCUUUACAAACAUUGAACAUAUUUAUAGCAAGACAGCAAUAGUGAGAUGUUUGUUUACAUUGUGUUGAUACGAUUUAAUAAAAUAUGUCCUGAGUAGUUUUGGUAUUACAACAUGUCCAUUCGGGUUAUACCUGGCAGCUAAUAGAGGACCAUGUCUGUGUGGGAUUUCAGAGGUCCAGUGAGAGUGUCAUCGUGUGAUGAGGAUUGAAGCAUUCUGCAAUCAAUCAAUUAAUGGCCUAUCUAUGUGGGCAGUGUGUGUGUAUGUGUAUAUCUGAAUAAUGUUUUUUUUAUGUUUUGUAAUAAUAAAA